Messenger RNA from Lampris incognitus (smalleye Pacific opah), 3382 nucleotides. RefSeq names its product kinase D-interacting substrate 220a (gene kidins220a). The transcript has 25 exons. Gene Ontology annotation, molecular function: protein binding. NCBI's taxonomy places the organism in Eukaryota, Metazoa, Chordata, Actinopteri, Lampriformes, Lampridae. The record is from RefSeq and is a predicted model, not a curated record. Bases 104 to 3382 code for a protein of 1092 amino acids.
UAAACACCGAAGCAAAAAUGUGACUGGGAAAACUAUUCAAAAUUAACAGAAUAUACUGGAACUAAGUUGGGUGUACUAGUUAGUCGGUGGCUAGCAGACAGCCAUGGACACCACCACCUCCCUGAAGAUGACCACUCUGGCUACCCAGAGUUUGUUCAACUACGUGGAAGAGGAGAACUUGUCUGCCAUUAAGGCUCAUCUGGAAAAGUUUAGAGAGGUGGACAGCAGAAGUGACAAUGGGCAAACUCCCCUGAUGGUGGCAGCAGAGCAGGGCAACUUGGAGAUCGUCCAAGAGUUCAUUAGGAGAGGUGCCAAUGUUAACCUGGACGAUGUGGACUGUUGGACGGCGCUGAUCUCGGCUGCCAAGGAGGGACACAUCGCGGUGGCGAGAGAGCUACUGGAGAACAAUGCCAACCUGGAACACAGAGACAUGGGAGGUUGGACUGCUCUCAUGUGGGCAGCCUAUAAAGGUCGCACUGAUGUUGCCCAUCUGCUGCUGGAGAAAGGCGCCAACCCCAACAUCACCGGUCAGUACAGCGUCUACCCCAUUAUCUGGGCAGCUGGUCGAGGGCAUGGAGAGAUCGUCCAUCUUCUACUGCAGCACGGAGCAAAAGUUAACUGCUCGGACAAGUAUGGUACCACUCCGUUGAUCUGGGCGGCCAGGAAGGGUCACUAUGAGAGCGUGAUACACCUUUUGGCCAAUGGAGCUGAUGUGGACCAGGAGGGAGCAAACUCAAUGACAGCUCUGAUUGUGGCAGUGAAGGGGGGCUUCACAGAGGUCGUCAAGGAGCUGCUGAAGAGGAACCCCAAUGUCAACAUGAAGGAUAAGGAUGGCAACACGGCACUGGCUAUCGCCGCCAAGGAAGGACACACCGAGAUUGUCCAGGAUCUGCUGGACGCUGGCACCUAUGUCAACAACCCAGACAGGAGUGGGGAGACAGUGCUGAUUGGAGCAGUGAGAGGAGGGCAUGUGGAGAUAGUCAGAGCCCUGCUGAACAAAUAUGCUGAUAUUGACGUCAGGGGCCCGGAUGGAAAGACUGCCCUCUACUGGGCUGUGGAGAAAGGUAAUGCCACCAUGGUGAGAGACAUCCUACAGUGUAAUCCAGACACUGAGAGCUGCACCAAGGAGGCAGAGACUCCACUUAUCAAAGCCACCAAGAUGCGAAACAUAGAAAUAGUGGAACUGCUACUGGAUAAAGGGGCUAAGGUGUCUGCUGUGGACAAGAAAGGAGACACACCUCUUCACAUCGCCAUCCGAGGGCGAAGCCGCAAGCUGGCUGAGCUGCUACUUAGGAACCCUAAAGAUGGCCGCCUGCUGUACCGGCCCAACAAGGCCGGAGAGACGCCAUACAACAUCGACUGCACCCAUCAGAAGAGCAUCCUUACACAGAUAUUUGGAGCCAAGCACCUUUCCCCCUCUGAGUCAGAUGGGGACAUGUUGGGUUAUGACCUGUAUAGCAGUGCCCUUGCUGACAUUUUGAGUGAGCCCACCAUGCAGCCACCCAUCUGUGUGGGCCUGUAUGCCCAGUGGGGCAGCGGCAAGUCCUUCCUGCUUAAGAAACUGGAGGAUGAGAUGAAGACGUUCGCUGGCCAGCAGAUAGAGCCACUGUUCCAGUUCUCCUGGCUGGUGGUCUUCCUGACCUUGCUGCUGUGUGGCUCUGUGGCUGUGAUCCUGGGCUUCACAGUGGACCCCAAACUGGCUAUAGCUGUCUCCCUGAGCCUCCUCGCCCUGCUCUACAUCUUCUUUGUGUUGGUGUACUUUGGAGGCCGUCGUGAGGGGGAGAACUGGAACUGGGCCUGGGUCAUCAGCACCCGUCUGGCUCGCCAGGUCGGCUACUUGGAGCUGCUGCUUAAAUUGAUGUUUGUCAACCCCCCUGAGCUUCCUGAGCAGACCACCCGUGCCCUGCCUGUCAGGUUUCUGUUCACGGAUUACAACCGCCUGUCCAGCGUUGGAGGGGAGACCUCCAUGGCAGAAAUGAUCGCCACCCUCUCAGAUGCCUGUGAGAGGGAGUUUGGCUUCAUGGCCACCAGACUUUUCAGGGUCUUCAAGAAAGAUGAGAUCCAAGGUAAGAAGUGGAAGAAGACAUGCUGUGUUCCGUCCUUUGUGCUCUUUGCCCUGACGUUAAGCUGCCUGAUCACUGGUAUGGCCCUACUGGCUAUCUUCAAGGUGGACCCUGAGAACCUGACUGUGAAUGCGGUGCUGAUAGCCAUGGCUAGCGUGGUGGGACUGGCCAUACUGCUCAAUUGUAGGACCUGGUGGCAGGUGGCGGACUCUGUCCUCAACUCCCAGAGGAAACGUCUACACAGUGCAGCCAACGACUUGCACAAACUUAAGAGUGAAGGAUUCAUGAAGGUUCUGAAGCAUGAGGUGGAGCUCAUGUCCAGGAUGGCCAAGACCAUUGAUGGCUUCACCCAGAACCAGACACGCAUGGCUGUCAUCAUCGAUGGGCUGGACGCUUGCGAACAGGACAAAGUGCUUCAGAUGCUGGACACGGUGAGGGUGCUGUUCUCCAAAGGCCCCUUCAUCUCCAUCUUUGCCAGUGACCCCCACAUCAUCAUCAAGGCCAUCAACCAGAACCUGAACAGCGUACUGAGAGACUCCAACAUCAACGGCCAUGACUACAUGAGGAAUAUUGUCCACCUGCCAGUCUUCCUCAACAGCCGAGGCCUUAGCACGGCGAAGAAGCUCUGCACGGCGGCCCCCACCAACGGAGACCUGAUGCCCGCUGAGGGAUGGCAUGAAGAGACAGACAGAAAGAACAGCCUGGGAGAGCAGACCAAGUUUGGCAGCAAGAACGCCCUCAACCGCAGGGACACGUACCGGCGGCGCCAGAUGCAGAGGACAAUCACAAGGCAGAUGUCCUUUGACUUGACCAAGCUGCUGGUAACCGAGGACUGGUUCAGUGACAUCAGCCCUCAGACCAUGAGGAGACUUCUCAACAUCGUCUCCGUCACUGGUCGUCUUCUGCGGGCCAAUCAGAUCAUCUUUAACUGGGACCGGCUCGCAUCGUGGAUCAACCUGACUGAGGAGUGGCCCUACAGGACGUCAUGGCUCAUUCUUUACCUUGAGGAGACAGAUGGAGUCUCUGAUCAGGUCACAAUGAAGGCCAUCUAUGAACGAAUCUCCAAGAACAUUCCCACCACCAAAGAUGUGGAACCCCUGCUGGAAAUUGAUGGUGACAUCCGCAGCUUUGAGGUCUUCCUUUCCUCCAGGACGCCGGUCCUCACUGCCCGGGACGUGGAGAUGUUUCUGCCUUGCACUGUCAACCUUGACCCCAAACUCAGAGAGAUCAUCGCAGCGCUGCUGUGUGCGCACCGCUGUCCUGCCGAAUCUGUGAGACGAUGCAACAGCUGUAUUGGCUUUCUGUUGGAGCUGAGCUGA